UAGAAUGACCUUAGCUACCCCACAUUUCCGUAUUGCAAGACAUUUUUGAGACACCCUGUAUAAUAAAACGAAUGCAUGCAAUACCUAAGAGUUUACGCGCGACUAUAAUUCAAAUUUUAUUUGAAAGGAACAUGUGAUGUAUUCUUUUAGAAUCGUUUUUGUCGCAUUAUGAAAUUUAGUUCUUACGUAAAAAGAUCAAGUAAUAAAAUAACAAAAUGCAAGUACAAAAGUAUCUUCAGCUAACACUGGCAAUAAUUAAACCUUAUGUAGUUAAAUCUCCCUUUGUGCUCCAGAAAAUUCGAGAUUUAAUAAUUGACAAUAAUUUCAAAGUUGUCAGAUCACGCAGGACUAUAAUUGCUCCAAAAGAAGCAGCGCUGUUUUAUGCAGAGCAUAAGGAUAAAUUUUUUUAUAAUCGUCUUACGACAUUCAUGUGUAGUGGUCCAUCGGAUAUUCAUAUCUUAGCUAAUUAUGAUGCCAUUUGCAAAUGGAGAAAACUAAUGGGUCCCACAAAAGUUUAUCAUGCACAAUAUAGUAAUCCUGAAACAAUUCGAGGAAUGUUUGGUCUCUCAGAUACCAGGAAUGCAACGCACGGAUCAGACUCUGUAGAAUCUGCAGAAAAGGAGAUUGCCAUAUUUUUCAGUGAAUUUGAUUCCAGGAAAUGGUACGAAAACGAAGAAAAAUAUUAUAAUUUAGGUAGACUUCAUUUUGAUCCAAUAGCUUUUGUACAUACCAUUGACAGCAGCUUCAAGGAAAUUAAUAAAAAAGAAUGAUAGACUGAUAAAUAUUAAUAGAGUAAUAAAUUUUAUUUGAAAUUAUAUUUAUAUUAGUCUAUCAAAUACAUAAACUAAUAUUCUAGUCACUUGAAAACUAUUACUUUUGUAUUUUAUUGCAACUUAGAGAUUAAAUUAUAUUUAUAUCUA
Megalopta genalis is the source of this 920-nucleotide messenger RNA. RefSeq names its product nucleoside diphosphate kinase 6. Gene Ontology annotation, molecular function: nucleoside diphosphate kinase activity. The record is from RefSeq and is a predicted model, not a curated record. Gene Ontology annotation, biological process: CTP biosynthetic process; UTP biosynthetic process; GTP biosynthetic process. Lineage: Eukaryota; Metazoa; Arthropoda; Insecta; Hymenoptera; Halictidae.